This is a messenger RNA of Sclerotinia trifoliorum, 1380 nucleotides long. The record is from the annotation of a GenBank genome assembly. NCBI's taxonomy places the organism in Eukaryota, Fungi, Ascomycota, Leotiomycetes, Helotiales, Sclerotiniaceae.
ACUCAACUCUUAUUCACUUCUUAUGCUAUAUCAAUACGUUCGUUUAAAUACUGACUACGAAAUACAUUAACCAAGUAAAGUACCAGGAGAUCUCGCACAAACACUCUUCAGAAUAUAGAAGUAAGACUUGGGAUAUUGAAAGAGAAAUUAUCAGCAUGGUUCUACUUGGCGGCCUCGAAGUCCUCGCGGCAGGCUACCUUUUAAAACAACAUCUCAAACACAAAGAGGAGAAGCAGCGUCUCGAAAUUGAAGCUUUGAACCUCGAAGAACAGUCUUAUCGCAUUUAUUCUUCCGAUCGCGCUGGUCCUUCGCAUCGAAGACGAAGACAUUCUCAUGAGAGGGAGCAUGAUCGCGCACAUGAUAGGGACAAGGGGAGGGAAAGAGGGAGGGAAAGGAGUAAGGAGCGCAGUCACAAAAGUAGAGACUCAUCCGAAAGUAAAUACAAAUAUGACAAGAGGGAGCGAGAUGAUCGAAGGGAUGAGCACAGAGAUGAUAAGAGGAGAAGUAGGGAGGAUUUGAGGUAUAGCAACUCGCGGCCAGCAAAAAGCUAUUAUGCGCCGCCAUCGGGACAUAAAUCACACUCGCAGUCUCAAAAACCAGUACAUCCACAUAUUGGCGCACCGUCAACACAAUGGGUUCCUCCUCCUCCACCUCCACAACACCGCAUGAACAGCCCACCUAUCAUCACCACGUCUCCCUCUUCCACUCAUCAUCCUCAGCCUUAUCCUCCUUACCAAUCAUCCUCGCACUCUCUCCACCCAACCUUCGCAAAUGAACCAUAUGCAUAUCCACCCGAGAAGUUGCCUGAGUCAAUGCUGAGACCUGGUGCACCAACUCGAGGUCGUUCAUCAUCUGCGCCUGGCAACAUAUAUGAGAGUCCAAGAGCAAAUACAUCGAGAGUAAGGAUUGUGGUUCCAGGGGAGGAUGAACUCACAAUUCCGGGCGAAACAAGAGAUCCUCCACCUGCAUAUGAAGAGGUUGGAGGGAGGGACUGAUGAGACGUGUGAUGCAAGUCCCGUCAGAUUGGCUGAUUUGGAUGAUGAUCAUCUAUCUAGGGAAGGAAGGCUGGGUUUCCGGUUUGGUUAGGCGAUAAUGGUUAAGACACGGAUUUCGGUUCACUGGAUUAGGUUGGAAUAGAGAUAUUCAUCUGGGUUAGAUGAUUCAUUUUGUCUUCAUUACUGGCGAGAAUAUCACACAUGGGUUGCAUGGAUCGUCUGGGUUUGGAACGGGUAUUUGGUGCUGGUCGCUGUAUUUCGGUGGAAUAGUAUGUUGAUUUUGUAGGAUAUGCUGCUCAGGAAAGUGCUUGGUCUAGUUUUCACGGAACAUGAUUUAUAAAGCAAUGGUUUAGUUUUUUGGUGGUAGCAUUCUUGGCGAUAUCCU